CCGUCAUUUCACGGAGGCGACGUAGGGACUAGGAAACAAACAUGGCUGCCCCCCAAGAGUCGAGACGUUUCUCUCAAUUUUAAGCGUUUUAUAUUUACUCCUGAACGAUAAUAUAUACCAUGGAUAACUUAGAGAAAACUGUGCCAUCUGCUGAGGAAAAGGAGGAGGAGCAAGAAGAGAUCGAGGAAGAGCAGAAAGAAGGAAAAGAUGACGCUAUGGAUGAUAAGGAAGAUGAAGAUGAUGAAGAAAAGAAAGAAGAAGCAGUGCCACAGGCUUCAGAAACUGUUGAGAAAACCAUUCCGUUGCCUGUUCAACCCCCCCAAAAAGAGAAAAAGCAGAAUGAGGGCCUGAACCUCAACAAUGAGGUGGUGAGGAUGAGGAAGGAGGUGAAGAGGGUGAGGGCUUUGGUCAUCCGGAAGCUGACACGACAGAUGAGUGCCCUGAAGAAGAAGAAAGGGACGGAUGUGGAAAUUGAGAGGAAUCAGAGGCGAGCUGCCAGACUGCUGGACGAGAUCCACGCCAUGAAGGUCCUCACACCAGACCUCGUGACCAAGACAGCCUUGCAAAAGCAUCUCAACUUUGAACAGGUGUGUAAAAACCCCAAGUCUACUAUUUCCGACCGGGCCACAGCGCGAAUCGCCACCCACCCUCAGUUCAACAAGAAGAUUGAGAACAUCAAAGCUGCUGUGCAGGCCUUCAAAGCGGAGCGGAUGAAUGGCGGACGGCAGCGGGGGAAGGAAAAAGUGCAAAAUAAAGCUGGGAAGGUGACUCCACAGUCGCCAGACAAAAAGGGAGAGGGAAGGAGUGAGAAAGAAGAGGACAUUUCAGGUAAACAAAAGGAAGUCGCAGACCACAAGGAAAGAGAGGGUAUUCUUAAAGACACUAAAGAUGCAACUGUUGCUGAACCUGAAAAGGAAACGGUAAAAGCAACUCCUUCAGCUGAUGAGGCUGACGGUCAAAGGAAAGCAAUGCCAGAGGCUAAGAAUGUAAGACCUGCAUCAUUGAAAAGUAGUGAAGGAAAGGAGAGUGUAAAAAAUACACCUCAAAGUAAAGGUGCCGAUAAGAAAGCUGACCUUGUGUCUGCACCUGAAGUGCUUGAGAAAAAGGAGGCUGCGGAAGAGAGUGCUUUAGAGUCCUCAGAUGAUGAAGAGAAAGAGUACUUUGAUGACAGCACAGAGGAACGUUUCAACAAGCAGUCCUCCCAAUCCGAGGAGAGCGACGAUGACGGCUUCUUUGUUGGAAAAGUGAGCAAAUACAAGAAGAAGAAGAAGCCGAAAAGUGUUGAGGAGAAGGCCAAUAAUGGGCGAGAAGUGAAAAGUUCAGACCGGGUCCAGAGUGAACUUGACGAGCUGGAGUCCAGACUGAAGUCUAAAGCGACCUCGCUUCAGUCUGUUUUCUGUUCAUCGCUCUCUAAGCCUGGUGGGGGAAGAGGCGCAGGCAGAGGGAGAGGCGGAGAUAGAUUUAGGGGCCAAGGGACACCAAGGAGUGGGAGUGAUCAAAAUAGAGAUUUUAAUAAACCAUCCAAGUUCCAAAAGCAAGAGAGAGGAGCAGAAAGAAAUUCAGAGUCAAAGUACAGGAAGCCCUGUCCCGAGGACAGACAUCCUGGGGCGGCAGAGAAGGGCUUUCCCUCUGUCGGCAGAGGGAGGGGGCGAGGGAGAGGUGAUGGUGUAAGGCAAAAUGAUCGCAGGGGCGGGGGCGUCUUUUCCCAUCAGGCACCCCAGCAGGCACUGCAUCCAUCCUGGGAGGCCAGUAAGAAAAGGAAGGAGCAGCAAGGACAAAUUCUGGUUUUCCAGGGAAAGAAGAUCAAGUUCGACGACGAUGACUGAAAGUGUUUUUUGAGUGUUAACAUAUGGUGAACACACACAUGUGGUUGAGUG
Etheostoma spectabile (orangethroat darter) is the source of this 1877-nucleotide messenger RNA. It is a transcript of the gene srfbp1, whose product is annotated as serum response factor binding protein 1. The record is from RefSeq and is a predicted model, not a curated record. Bases 120 to 1826 code for a protein of 568 amino acids. Gene Ontology annotation, biological process: maturation of SSU-rRNA. Lineage: Eukaryota; Metazoa; Chordata; Actinopteri; Perciformes; Percidae. The transcript is spliced from 3 exons. Gene Ontology annotation, cellular component: 90S preribosome; nucleus.